Messenger RNA from Trichomonas vaginalis G3, 722 nucleotides. RefSeq names its product organellar and viral DNA polymerase type B. The transcript has a single exon. The annotation marks the transcript as partial. The record is from RefSeq and is a predicted model, not a curated record. NCBI's taxonomy places the organism in Eukaryota, Parabasalia, Trichomonadida, Trichomonadidae.
AUGAUUUCAACAAUCGGCACAACAACAAUUCAAACUACAGCACCAAACUCGUUAGUCAUGAAUCCAACAUCUAUGUUAGUAGAGAUGAAAAGCUUCAUUCCUUCUUCAUAUACUUUCGAAACAAAAAUCCAGAAGAUAAAGCAAGAACUUUUAACAAGUAAUUUAGACUGUAGUGCGAAAGAUGAAACAAAUGAACAGUAUCUUUAUGAAAUGCAGGACAUUAUUGACCAUUUACCCAAAUUGCCUGAAAUCCAACAACAAAAACUAACUAUUCCUGAAUUCGACGAAAUUGAAGUCAAAACAACUGACUCAGUAGAAAUAAAGAAGUUCAUACGUAAAGUAAAUUAUGAAUUCCUUGGUUUUCAUUGCAACCAUAAAGUUAUGGACAAAGAUUGCGACAUGGUUUAUAAGAAUGUUUCUGACAUAUAUAAAUCUGAAGAAUUUAAGACCUACGAUAACUUUGUUUCAUUAGUUGCUGAAUGUGUUUGGGAAAUAAGAGAUAAAGAUAGAAGAGGCAAAGUAUGGAACGAACAACUAAGACCCGCUAUGUUUGAGAUGAAGAGAGCAAUUGACGCCUUAGUUGUUUUAGCAGGUCAAAUUUCAAUGUAUAACGCAAAAAUGAACCCGCAAUGUUCAAAAUGUAAGGCAGCGAUGAGGAAAUAUAACUACUCCGUCAAAGAGAUAGAAAGAAUGAGAAACGACUAUGCAGAUUUAAAGAAAGA